This is a messenger RNA of Chlamydomonas reinhardtii, 2542 nucleotides long. RefSeq lists its product as uncharacterized. Lineage: Eukaryota; Viridiplantae; Chlorophyta; Chlorophyceae; Chlamydomonadales; Chlamydomonadaceae. Gene Ontology annotation, molecular function: fatty-acyl-CoA binding; protein binding. The record is from RefSeq and is a predicted model, not a curated record. The transcript has 14 exons. Bases 231 to 2297 code for a protein of 688 amino acids.
AUUUACAUUGUUUUGUUUGCUUGAUUACCGUAUAGCUGCUUGAGGUUCAGAGUCCAGGUGAAAAGGCACGCGAACUGCGAGGCUGUUGUUCAGCUAGGGUGCCUCCACAAGUUCUAAACAGUGUCAUUGCUUUGCUUCCUAGCAAACGUGUAUAUUAGCAGCAGGAGUACCAGCGGAAACGAGGAGCGUUGAACACCCGAUCCAUCAGCAAGGACGUUGCGUUGUGUACUAUGUCCUGCCCACUCUCAUACCCAGACAAGUUUCACGCAGCUGCGCGGUUCUGGCACCUGCAGCUCCCAGGCACCAAGGCGUUCUCGCAGGAGAACCAGCUCCUGCUGUAUUCCCUGAACCAGCAGGCCACGCACGGGCCUAACACCACCUCGCGGCCAUGGGGCUGGAACACGGUCGAGGCUACUAAGUGGCAGGGCUGGAAGGAGCUGGGCAAGAUGAGCGCCAUGGAGGCCAUGCGCCUGUUUGUAAAGUCGCUGGACGAGGAGCAGCCCGACUGGUGGCCGCUGCUGCAGGCGGCAGACGCCAAGGCGGCUGCCGGUGGCUCAGCUGCGGCUGAGGCCGCCGCCACCACCCGCUCGGUGCCGGAGCGCUCCGUGCUGGGCCUAUGGACGCAGUUGGAGAUGCCGGCAGCCGAUAAGAAGCCAGCGCCGCGGUAUGAGGCCGCGGCGGCGGUUGUGGGCAACGCCAUGUACGUGCUGGGCGGCAACUACGGCGGCCGCUACCUGUCUGACGUGUGGGCGCUGGACCUCACCAGCGGCACCUGGUCCGCCGUGCCGCUGGCCCGGCCGGCUGAGGAGGGCGGCAGCAGCGGCGGCGCUGCCCCUGCCCCGGCAGCGGCCAGCGGCAGCGGCAGCGGCUUCCCGCCCACUGCCGGCCACUCGGUCACGGCCUGGAACGGCAAGCUGUACGUGCUGGGCGGCCACACCAAGGCCAAGGGCGCUGCCACCAUGUCGCUGCGGGUGGUGGACCCGGCGGCGCGCACCGUCACGGAGCCGGAGGCCAGCGGCACCGUGCCGCCCGCACGGGGUGGCCACACGGCCACGCUGAUUGGCGACAAGGUGUGGGUGUUUGGCGGCGAGGACGGCAGCCGGCGGGCGCUGGCGGACGUGUUCGUGCUGGACCUGGCCUCGCUCACCUGGAGCACACCCGAGGUGUCUGGCAAGGCGCCGCCGCCGCGCUCCGCCAGCUGUGCCACCGUGUACCAGGACCGCUACCUGGUGGCGUUCGGAGGCGGCUCCGUGGCCACGUGCUACAGUGACGUCCACGUGCUGGACACCGAGACCCUGACCUGGUCGCAGCCGGCGCAGGCGGGCGCCAAGGUGUCCCCGCGCGCCGGCCACAGCGGCGCCGUGCUGGGCGACAUCUGGUACAUUGUGGGUGGCGGCAACAACGUCAAGGGCUGCGCCGACCUGCUGGCGGCGGACCUGGCGGCGCUGCCCACAUCCAACACACUCACCUGGCACGUCGUCACCUCGGUGGCCAUACGGGACCCGCUCAGCAGCGAGGGCAUCAGCUUGGUAAUGGUGCAGCAGCCGCGUGUGCUGGUUGCCUUUGGCGGCUACAACGGCAAGUACCAGAAUGCGGUGUCGCUGUUCCGCGCACCCAUGGGCUCAGCAGCACUGCUGGCGGGGCCGCUGGCCUCCGCCGCCAACGCCGUUGAGGAGCGCAAGGCAGCGCAAGUAGCCUCCGCGCCGGCGGUGGCUGCGGACCAGGGGGUCGUGGCGGCGGCCGCGCCGCCCAACGCGAAUGGCGCUGCGCCCGCGGCGGCGGGCGGCAAGGCGCCGGCGGCGCCGGCGCCGGCGCAGCCGGCGGCAGCGGCAGGCGGCGGCAAAGUGUCUGCUGCGCCAAGUGCAGACCUAAGCGCGGCGGCGUCCUCUGUGGCGCUGGUGUCGGAGCUGCGGCAGCAGGCGGCAGAGCUCAAGGCGCAGCUGGAGGGUGCACGGCGGGAGGCGGAGAGCGCGAUCAGGGAGAGUGCGGCCGCCAAGGAGGGCGCGGCACACGAGCUCGCGCUGCUGCGGAAGCAACUCGCCACGGCGCAGGGAUCGCUGGCGGAGGCGAAUAAGGCGCUGGACGACACGCGGGCGGCCCUGGGCUCGGAGCAGGCCAAGGUCCUCAAGUUGGAGGCACAGUCGGCGGAGCUGCAGGCCAAGCUGGGCUCCAUGGCGGAGCUGGAGCGCGAGCUGGACAAGUACCGCCGCGCGGCGCGGGAGGCGGCGGAGAAGGAGGCUGCGGCUAAGAAGAGCAGCGGCCUGUGGGGUUACAUCGCGGGCAGCGGCAGCUCAUGAGCAGGAUUGGGGUAACGACGUAAUGUGCAGUCCGGGCAUGCGGGUUCGCGGGGAUGUUUGGAUGAGGGGAGCGGGAUAGGGCAGUGCGUUGUCAUAGCUGAGGGUGUUCCGUAACACUGGUUUAGAGAGAGGAAGAGGGCAAUGGCAACCCGCUAAUGGAAGAGGCUAGUACAAUGUGGUGCAAGACACGUGGAGCCGGCUUCGCUCAUUGGGUCUUGGCCAGUGUUUUGUUUUAACGGAUCCGU